Messenger RNA from Gossypium raimondii (Peruvian cotton), 824 nucleotides. Its product is annotated as peroxisomal membrane protein PMP22. Gene Ontology annotation, cellular component: membrane; cytoplasm. The record is from RefSeq and is a predicted model, not a curated record. The coding region runs from base 97 to 672 and encodes 191 amino acids. NCBI's taxonomy places the organism in Eukaryota, Viridiplantae, Streptophyta, Magnoliopsida, Malvales, Malvaceae. The transcript is spliced from 7 exons.
UCGCAGAUUUUAUAGUAACAAACACGUUGGCUCGUACGCAAUCAUUCGUUUACUUUUGUUGGAAAAUAUCAUCUGAAAACACUGAACUGAAGAAAAAUGGGUUCGGUGGCAAAGAAGGGAUUGCAGAAAUACUUGUUACAGCUUCAACAUCACCCUUUGAGAACCAAGGCAAUUACGGCUGCGGUUUUGUCAGGGAUUAGUGACACUGUUUCUCAGAAGCUUUCUGGAAUACCCAAACUUCAGCUGAGACGGAUUCUUCUCAAAAUGCUCUUUGGAUUUGCUUAUCUUGGGCCAUUUGGUCAUUACAUGUAUAUGCUACUGGAUAAAAUCUUCAAGGGGAAGAGAGACUCCAAAACUGUUGCCAAGAAGGUGGUGCUGGAACAGUUGACAACUUCUCCUUGCAACAACUUGCUUUUCAUGAUUUACUAUGGGGUGGUUGUUGAGGGAAGACCCUGGAUGCAUGUGAAAACUAGGAUCAAGCAGGAGUAUCCGAAAGUACAGAUGACUGCAUGGACGUUCUGGCCUGUUGUGGGAUGGAUAAAUCACCAGUACGUGCCGUUGCAGUUCCGUGUCAUUUUUAGUAGCCUCGUUGCAUUUUGCUGGGGAAUAUUUCUGAACCUACGGGCAAGAGCUAUGACAUUGCCCAAGACUGCAUUGCCAAAGAGUAACUGAAUAAUUGAAAACCUGCGAUUCAUUUGGAUCUGUUUAAUUAUAGCAUAUCAAAAUUCCAUAUCAUAGACUCAUUUUAAGUAGUUUGAAGCUUGUUUUAUGCAACCAUGAAUUAAUUAUUAAUGUUUUAUCUUACCUGGAGUGUUUCAUUAUUA